Dalotia coriaria is the source of this 1021-nucleotide messenger RNA. RefSeq names its product protein SERAC1-like. The record is from RefSeq and is a predicted model, not a curated record. Bases 117 to 968 code for a protein of 283 amino acids. NCBI's taxonomy places the organism in Eukaryota, Metazoa, Arthropoda, Insecta, Coleoptera, Staphylinidae. The transcript is spliced from 4 exons.
UCUGCUGCUUUAAUGUGGAUUGCAAAGAGUCGAUUGGGUUGGAAGAGUCUAAAUUCGAAGAUCAAAAUCUCUUGACAGCGUCUAGCGAUCCUGCAAUACAGGAAUAUCUCCAGCAGAUGGCGGAACACGAUAAAAUCGAAUGGGAUCAUCUCGGAGUUGAUUAUGAAAUCGUACAGUUUGAUAUUCCGGAAGAUACGAAUGCCACAGCGACAGGACCGUAUGUUGUACCACAUGGUGAUUCUUGUCGUGGCGAUGAAAAUACACAAUGCUGGGCACGUGAUUGGUUACCAGUGGAUUGUGCGCAUUUACGUGUGUUAGGAGUGAAUUAUUCCACGACAUUAUCAUUGUGGGCUCAUAUGUGCCCCGAAAUUGCGAAUAAUGUCACAUUGGAAGAUCGUAGCACUGAAUUAAUGUCCGAAUUAGUUGAUGCUGGUGUAGGUAAACGUCCAAUUGUUUGGGUGGCGCACUCUAUGGGCGGAUUAUUAGUGAAAAACGUCAUUAGUAAAGCGUUGAAAUCGAAAGAUCCAGCGAUGCAAAGCUUGGGAAACCAGUCAAAAGCGAUUUUUUUCUAUAGCACACCGCAUACCGGCUCAAAAACCGCCAUUUUGAAUCAGACUACUUCGUAUUUAGUAUGGCCAUCAAUGGAUGUACAAGAAUUACGUGAAGAUUCACCGAAUUUGCGUCGAAUUCACAAUGAAUUCCUUGAUUAUUUACAUAGAAUACCAAUUCGAAUCUUCUCUUUUGUCGAAAAUAAACCUACGAUUGUUUCAGCGCUUAAGUUGAACAUAGAAGUCGUUGAAAAACGAUCGGGGAAUCCUGGAGUAGGUGAAUACUACGAAAUACCAUUGAAUCAUCUUGGAAUUUGCAAGCCUACGAAUCGGCAAUCGUUUUUAUACCAAAAAGUCCUUCAAGAAAUCCGUAAAGAAGUCGCAGAAGAAAAAGAAAUAUACAACAAGCAUUAUCUGUAAUUAUAUUCAUUGUAUAUGCAAUUUGUUGUUAGUAAAAUGAGUAAAAAGAUUAA